AUGACAGAAUUGGGUGAUUUCCGCACCGUUUUCAAGUCUGAAUCCGAAGGCCGAGUGCGCAACCUUGAAUGUCGGCCCUGGAACCCUUGUGGAUCCCAGGAUCUUCCAUGUCGACAGCGGCACCUUACCACUAAGCCGCAGACUGGACUUACGGAGGUUCGUUUUCGCUGGCCGGCAUUUGGUUUUCAGCGAAGAGUUCCACACGGGCCGGAUUCUCCCUGGCCCGUACAUCUCGAGCGUUUCCAACCACUCAGCCCUCUUCUUCAGAGCUUGGGAACACCGUGCGAUGAACUCCUUGCAGCUGCAUCUGCUCGACUGGCUGGGCAACGAGCUACUUUACUCGGGUCAGACACGUGGGACGUUGAACAAUCUCACAGACAGCCUGCUGUGGGUGGCCAAGCUGUACAAGAACGCCCAG
This is a messenger RNA of Symbiodinium necroappetens, 418 nucleotides long. Lineage: Eukaryota; Dinophyceae; Suessiales; Symbiodiniaceae. The record is from the annotation of a GenBank genome assembly.